ACCAAUAAUAAAUGGACAAUGUAUACUUCCAGUCAGUGUUUGCUUUGCAAAAUGUAAUGUGAGGGUGAAUGUCUGAUUCGUCAUGGUUACUUGUCUUCUGUUUAUUCUAUUUGGCUGAUACAAAAAUCUGUUGAUUAUGACAAAACUCAAUGAUUUGAUUGGUUUUCAGCUUCUUGUCAUAGAGCUUUAACUAGCUUCAUACUAAAUGAUUUGCGAAGUAUUUUUUAUUUUAAAUCCGCAUGAUCCGAACUCUUUGAAUAUGUUAAAUCGAACAGUAUCAAAUUUAAAUGGUAUUAAAGCUAAAAUGGUUUUUAUGAUUUGGUGACUUAAACUACUAAAAAAGGUUUUUUUUCUUUCCUUUUUUCACAUAAGGACGUUUAUUUUUGAUACCAGAUGCAGUCAAAUAGUAACACAUUGGUGUUGUACUGUCAAGUGCAGAGCCCUCAGUCAAGGGGCACUAUGUUCCACACAAACAGAGUUGGUUUUUGACCUCAAGCUUUGUAUAUCACAAUACAACAAAUCCAGUCACGAAUAUAAUACCAAAUUUGAGAGUUUAGUGUAAUUAUCAGUGAGUUUUAGACCUAAAAAAUGAAUAAGGGUAGUUUAUAGUUGUUUUAAGAAAUUUAAAUGUUGCUUAGUAAUCAUGAUUUGUGCAUGCUUGUUAGUCAUCUGUUAUUUUAUUUUAUGAAAGUUAGAUAGCAUAGUAUAAGGUUUAGUAAAGAUGUUUGGUCCAGGUGUUGGGAUUGGUCUUCGACCUGUAAAGGCAAAGCAACAUACUACAGAAAAACUUCAUGAAAUAAUCACAACUGUUGCAAGGAGUGGAAUCUUCAACGCAUUUAUCAUGUUUAUUAUCGGCAUCAAUGCAGUCGUAAUUGGUCUGGAAACAGUGGAAGAUUUAAAAGUAUCACAAGGCCACCUGUUCGACAUUCUUGAUUACGUUUUUCUUUCUAUCUACACGUGCGAAUUCUUGUUAAAAUUUUACGCUGACAGAAGCGCGUAUUGGAAGAGUGCAUACAAUAUAUUUGAUUUCAUCAUACUGGCGUUGUCUUACAUACAGAUUCUACUAGAUCAGCUCAACGUUGGUGAUAAUAUUUUGAAUGUGCUCAGACUACUGAGAGCGUUGCGAACGUUGCGGACUAUCUCAUUCAUUGAAGGACUUCAAGUAUUAGUGACAGCUCUGAUCGACACGAUCCGAAACUCUGUACUAAACGUUGUCAUUCUAUUGGUGUUACUAAUGCUCUUCUUUGGUGUGGUUGGCUACUACAUAUUUGGAUACGAAGAGACGGGUGAUCAGGCUCGAUGGGGUGAUUUGAGCACUGCUAUGCUGACUCUGUUUACUUUCAUAACGGCGGAUGGUUGGACUGACAUCCAAGAACGAUUAAGCGAGAAAUAUCCAGGAAGCCAAUGGUUUACUGUGGUGUUUAUUUUUCUUGGACACUUCAUCUUUACGAACUUGUUCAUUGGAAUCAUUAUUAUGAAUAUACACGAAGCAACGGAGAGGUUUUUGCAAGCACAAAGACAGGAAAAAGAAGCGCAAUUAAAAUUAAAGAAGGAAUAUCUGUACAAGCGGCAGCAUGAUGAUGUCAAACAAAUGUUAGAAAAACAGAAAACGAGUCAAUACACAAAUUUCGAAGAAAUGACGAAGGGUUUUUACGAGACUUUACGUCAUGAUGAUUACGUCAUUAUGACCGAUGUUUCUGUCAAUCUUUUGUGGAUUGAAACUUAUUUGGACUCUUUAGACCGUAUGGAUGAAUUCUCGUAUAGAGUACAACAAACUAAUAGAAAUCUGUCUCUGAUCUUGGGAGAAAUGGCUGAACGUCAUUUCAAGAAACAGUACGGUCUGCUUCUACCUGAUGAAAUGGAAGACGCCUAUAUACCGUUUCUGCCCAAAUCAAGUAGUAAUCAUUCGCAAUCAGAACCAUCUUCACCAACAAAACACGAAACAAGUAAGGAACAUCAAAGGUCAGCCUCCUGCCCCUCCUCACCUAGAGUAGUCAAAAGAGAGGACAAACAAGCUUUAAGUAUCAGACGCGCUAGUGUCAGUUCAAACGUUGUAACACAACCCCAAGCAGAUUUAUAUACAUAUAUGCCACCGAAGGAACCGAGAGCAUCAUUGGCGAGAGCAUCACCAGACCCCGAAAGGUUAAUUAGCCGUCAAGUUCCGACCAUUUUUGUGGUGGAUGCAGAACCUGAAUCGAGAUUUGUAAAAGAUCGAAGAUUCGUAGAAAGUAUAAUUGAGGAGGAGGAGGAGGAGGAUGGAGAAUAUAAUGAUGAAGGGGGAGGCAUCAGCGAUGAUGAAUAUAAGAACGGUAAUGAUGGUGUAUAGAUAAAAACAAGGGAAAGUAAUUUGGAAAGAAAUCAGAACCGGCUGUCAAGCUGUUCACGAUUGCUAGAAAUGUUCAUAUUUACUGUUGGUUGUUUAUUUUUAAUUUACGCUAGUAACUU
Hydractinia symbiolongicarpus is the source of this 2445-nucleotide messenger RNA. Its product is annotated as cation channel sperm-associated protein 3-like. NCBI's taxonomy places the organism in Eukaryota, Metazoa, Cnidaria, Hydrozoa, Anthoathecata, Hydractiniidae. The transcript has 9 exons. The record is from RefSeq and is a predicted model, not a curated record. Gene Ontology annotation, biological process: transmembrane transport; monoatomic ion transport. Gene Ontology annotation, molecular function: monoatomic ion channel activity. Gene Ontology annotation, cellular component: membrane. The coding region runs from base 722 to 2326 and encodes 534 amino acids.